This is a messenger RNA of Sphaeramia orbicularis (orbiculate cardinalfish), 5473 nucleotides long. Its product is annotated as vinculin-like. Gene Ontology annotation, molecular function: actin filament binding; structural molecule activity. Gene Ontology annotation, biological process: cell adhesion. Lineage: Eukaryota; Metazoa; Chordata; Actinopteri; Kurtiformes; Apogonidae. Bases 139 to 3645 code for a protein of 1168 amino acids. The transcript has 26 exons. Gene Ontology annotation, cellular component: actin cytoskeleton. The record is from RefSeq and is a predicted model, not a curated record.
GAGAGGAGAGGAGAGGAGAGGAGAGGAGAGGAGAGGAGAGGAGAGGAGAGGAGAGGAGAGGAGAGGAGGGGGGAUCUUCAGAAGCUGGAGCCACCAGCCGCCUUUCUUCUGUCGGGGCUGCGGUAAAAGUCGUUCACAAUGCCGGUGUUUCAUACCAAGACAAUUGAGAGUAUCCUGGAGCCGGUGGCCCAGCAGAUCUCUCACCUGGUCAUCAUGCAUGAGGAGGGGGAGGUGGACGGUAAAGCCAUCCCGGAUCUGACGGUGCCGGUGGCUGCGGUGCAGGCGGCAGUCAGCAACCUUGUUCGGGUUGGGAAGGAGACAGUCCAAACCACCGAGGACCAGGUGAUGAAGAGAGACAUGCCUCCUGCAUUCAUCAAGGUGGAGAACUCUUCCUCAAAGCUCGUCCAGGCAGCUCAAAUGUUGAAAGCAGAUCCAUACUCGGUCCCUGCGCGAGAUUACCUGAUCGAUGGAUCCAGAGGGAUACUGUCUGGGACGUCCGACCUGCUCCUUACCUUUGAUGAGGCGGAGGUGCGUAAAAUAAUCCGAGUGUGUAAAGGAAUCCUGGAGUAUCUGACAGUUGCUGAAGUGGUGGAGACCAUGGAGGACCUCAUCACUUACACCAAAAACCUGGGACCAGGGAUGACCAAAAUGUCAAAGAUGAUUGAGGAAAGGCAACAGGAGCUGACGCACCAAGAACACAGACAGAUGCUGGUCAGCUCCAUGAACACUAUCAAAGAGCUGCUGCCUGUUCUCAUAUCAGCUAUAAAGAUUUUUGUUGCGACAAAGAGCAGUCGAGGCGCCGGUGUGGAGGAGGCGGAGCGGAACCGAAGGUUUACUUUUGAAAAGAUGAGCGCCGAAAUUAACGAGAUCAUACGAGUCUUACAGCUCACCACAUGGGACGAGGACGCGUGGGCAAACAAGAAGGAUAUGGAGGCUUUGAAGAGGUCUUUGGCUUUAAUUGAAUCAAAGAUGGCACAAGCUAAAACCUGGCUCAAAGACCCUCAUGCCCAGCCAGGAGACCCUGGUGAAGUUGCACUGCGUGUGAUACUGGACGAAGCCGGCAAAGUUGGAGAGCUGUGCGCCGGGAAGGAGAGGAAGGAUAUAUUGGCAACUACGAAGGCUCUGGGACAAAUGACCGACCAGAUCGCGGAUCUACGAGCCAGGGGCCAGGGUGCGACCCCCGGCUGUGUGCAGCGUGCCGGCCAGUGCUCACAGGGCUUAGAUUUGUUAUUUGGCAAAGUGGACACUGCUGCCCGUAGACUGGAAGCUCUAAUCAAUGCCAAGCAGGCCAUUGCCAGAAGGCUGGACGCUGCACAGGCUUGGCUGGCUGAUCCUAAUGGUGGACCUGAGGGUGAGGAAAACAUCAGAGCAUUACUAGCAGAGGCCAAACGCAUCGCUGAUCUGUGUGAAGACCCCAAAGAGAGGGAUGACAUCCUUCGCUCCAUCAGCGAAAUCGCAGGCCUCACUGCCAGACUCAUGGAACUUCGCAGACAGCUUAAACUGCAACCUCACCCCACCAGUGCAUGGCAUUUUUUACCUGCCUGGAAAAUAUGUUGUUGCCUGUCAACCUUGGGCGUCAGUCCGACAAUAAGGGGUAAAGGUGACACUCCAGAGGCUCGGGCGUUGGCGAAACAGAUCGGGGCGGCGCUGCUGACCCUGCAGUCCAAAACCAACCGGGCUGUGGCUAACAUGAGGCCAGCCAAGGCCGCCGUCACUCUGGAGGGCAAGAUGGAGCAGGCCCUCCGCUGGGUGAACAACCCCGGAGUGGACGACAGAGGAGUAGAGUACGAGAUAUUAGAGUGGAACACAGGUCAGGCAGCCAUCAGAGGAAUGGUUGGGGAGGGGAAGAGGCUGGCGGGAGGCCUGUUAGGGCCAUAUCGACAGGAUAUGAUUGGACGCUGUGACCGAACAGAGGCCCUGAUGGCGUCUCUGGCAGACAUGGCUGGCAGAGGCGAGGCUGAGGCUCCUCACGCACGAGCCACAGCCGCUCAGCUACAGGACAGCCUCAAGGAUCUGAGGCAGCACAUGCAGGAGGUGAUGACCCAGGAAGUAUCAGAUGUUUUCAGCGACACCACCACGCCUAUCAAGUUGCUCGCUGUGGCUGCAACUGCUCCUCCUGAUGCCCCCAACAGGGAGGAGGUUUUCGAUGAGCGUGCAGGGAACUUCGAGACCCAUGCAGGUCGACUCGGAGCGACUGCGGAAAAAGCCGCCGCUGUGGGAACAGCCAACAAGACAACAGUGGAAGGAAUACACGCUGCUGUAAAACACGCCAGAGAGCUCACACCACAGGUGACGUCUGCAGCUCGGAUCUUGUUGAAGAAUCCUGGAAACAAAGCAGCAUAUGAGCACUUUGACACAAUGAAGAACCAGUGGAUUGACAAUGUGGAGAGACUCACUGGUCUGGUGGACGAGGCUAUAGACACCAAAUCUCUGUUAGAUGCCUCGGAGGAAGCUAUAAAGAAAGACAUCGACAAGUGCCGAGUUGCCAUGGCAAAUGUUCAGCCCCAAAUGCUCGUUGCCGGGGCAACUAGCAUAGCAAGACGAGCUAACCGCGUCCUGUUGGUGGCCAAGAGGGAAGUGGAGAACUCUGAGGACCCACGGUUUAGAGACACAGUGAAGCAUGCGUCAGACAUCCUGUCUCACACCAUCUCCCCCAUGGUGAUGGACGCCAAGGCAGUGGCUGGAAACAUACAAGAUAAACCCCUUCAGAAAGCCUAUCUCGAUUCCUGUUUGAGGAUUUUGGCAGCAGUUGGAAAAGUUCGGGAAGCCUUCCAGCCCCAGGAGCCUGAAUUCCCACCUCCACCUCCUGAUCUAGACCAGCUCCAUGUGAGUGAUGAACAGGCGCCGCCCAAACCUCCAUUGCCAGAGGGGGAAGUCCCGCCCCCUCGGCCCCCUCCUCCAGAAGAGAAGGAUGAGGAGUUCCCUGAGCAGAAGGCCGGGGAGGUGGUCAGCGAGCCCAUGAUGGUGGCAGCCAGGCAGCUCCACGACGAGGCUCGCAAGUGGUCCAGCAAGCCUGAGGAUGAGGAGGCAGUAGAGGAGAGAGAGGUAGAUGAUGAAGAUGAGUUUACUGAUGGUGAGGAUGACUAUGAGCCAGAACUGCUGAUGAUGCCGUCCAACCAGCCUGUCAAUCAACCCAUUCUGGCAGCUGCCCAGUCUCUCCACCAGGAGGCGCGCAAGUGGUCCAGCAAGGGUAAUGACAUCAUCGCAGCAGCCAAGAGGAUGGCUCUGCUGAUGGCAGAAAUGUCCCGACUGGUGCGUGGUGGAAGCGGGAACAAACGUGCACUGAUUCAGUGUGCUAAGGACAUCGCCAAGGCCUCUGAUGAGGUGACCAGGCUGGCAAAGGAAGUGGCCAAGCAGUGCACUGACAGGCGCAUUCGGACUAACCUGUUACAGGUGUGUGAACGAAUCCCUACAAUCAGCACACAGCUGAAGAUCCUCUCCACUGUCAAAGCCACCAUGCUGGGACGAACCAACAUCAGCGAAGAGGAGUCGGAGCAGGCCACAGAGAUGUUGGUACAUAACGCCCAGAAUCUGAUGCAGUCGGUGAAAGAGACCGUCAGAGAAGGAGAAGCAGCUUCCAUCAAAAUCCGCACAGAUGCAGGAUUCACCCUUCGCUGGGUUCGCAAGACCCCCUGGUACCAAUAAAAUAUAAUGAACCCGGUGACGGAAAAUAGUCCCACUCUCAGCUUGGCGCCGAUAACACACACCUUGUAUAAAUAAAAGCAUCAGCGUGCACACUCAGUGAGAGUGCAUGUGUGCAUCUCUUUAAAGAGGAAACUGCAGGUGAUUUUCUUUCUAUCCUCCACUGUAGUUUGGGUGUGUGUACAGAUUAGGUACCACACAUGUUUAGUGUAUCGGAGUGAUUUCAGCUUUUGCUCUCCUGUUUCCUUUAUCUUUAACAGUGGAAGCACGCAGGCUAGACAGUUUUUAAUAUAUAUUUUUGGUAUGUUGUGUUACAAGAGUUUAUCCAAAUCCCAGGUAUAUAUUUUUUGCAUGAAUUUUUUUCUAUUUUAUAAAAAGCAAAUUAUCUCUUACCACACAUUUACUUUUGAUUCAGUUUUACAGUGAGAGUUUCUUAUCGUCUAAUGUAUAUACAGUACUGAUGUUGUUUUAUGGACACUCAACUUAGAGCUUUAGUCAAUGAUUUUGACACUAAAGUGUGAAAACUUGUCCGGGCUGAGGAUGUCUCCUCUUUUAAUGUUUACUUUUAUUAAUAACACUGUUCUUAACUGAAGAUCUGCUGGUAAAUUCAUCACUGCUGUCUGGUGAUGGUUAUACUUGAAGAACUAAAAGGUCUUCUGAAUUUAAGUGUUAUGAAUCUUAGGCAAAUCAUAGAUUUUAAAACUGAAGUGAUUGUAUCAUUUGACAAAAAAAUGUAUGAUUGUCAAUAAUAGGCUGAUUUAUUUUUAUUGCUGGAAAGCUGAUACUUAAUAGAUAAGAGGUGUUCACUUCUCAAUGGCAGUGUGUGUGACUAAGGCAUAAAUCCAGGAUGGUUUAGAUAUUUUUAAAGUGUGUUUUGAGGUAUUUGUUAAGAUUUAUUUAACUUUCACAGUAACCAAAACCAAAGGAUUUAUUUUACAUUACUGUAACCUCCAUGAAGUUCCUAUAUAACACUGAAAAUCCAGGUUAUUACAAAUAGAAAUGAGACAAGAACAGACCCUUUACUGUAGAGACAGUGGAGUCAAUUUAAGGUUUAUUAUUUUCUAGAGAAACAAUGUCAUGUUUUUUCCUGUUUUGCAGUUAUAAUUGUUGCUUUUUUCUGCACUAUUUCUGUGACAGACGCACUGCUUUGAAUUUUUUUUAACGGUUGAACAAAACUCUACAAUCAAAACUCAGUGAUUGUAGAGUCAUUUAACAUCAUUUUCUGUAGACUUUCUCUUUGUGAGGGCUCCGUAGUCCCACUCUGCAUGCUCUAAAGCAUCAGUUUACAACAGAUUUUAUUUGCGACCCUGGUGGUUUACAAACAGAAUAACUUUUUUAUGUGAAAUCAGACAUCAGUUCCAGUCAGGCAGUCAGUUUUUUUAGGUUUUGACCAGACGGGAGUAAAAGGAGUCAUGAUUGAAACUCAAAAUGACAUACGAACAAACAAGUGAAUGCACAUUUUUAUGAUGUCAGUUGCUCCUAUUCCCUUGAUGGUAUUUGAUGAAGGUUUCUAAAAUGUUUUAUAAUGGCUGUGCAGAUAUAAAUGGAGGAUCUGUAUGUGUGUGUGUAUGUGUGAAACCUCUUCACUUUAUCAGUAUUAGAACGCUGUGCUGGUGACAGUUAGGGCCAGAGUUAUGAAUAGCAGCACAGAAUGUAAACCACAUUAUUAUUCGGGCCUCCUGAGCAUGUAGCAGUCACAGACCUCUCACUGAGAGCAACGGGGUGUAGUUCUGUGUGUACUUGAUGUGUCACACCCUGAAUGUACUCUGAUAGCUUCGAGCCCUGCCAACACAUCUGCUGUGCCUUGGAAGAAUAAAAGACUAUAACGACA